Molecule: messenger RNA, 3185 nt
Organism: Brassica rapa (field mustard)
Lineage: Eukaryota; Viridiplantae; Streptophyta; Magnoliopsida; Brassicales; Brassicaceae
Product: BTB/POZ domain-containing protein At5g66560
Molecular function (GO): protein binding
Source: RefSeq, a predicted model, not a curated record
AACCUCAGUAAAAAAAACUUGUACGUACUCCUAGGAGUUGUAACUUGUAAGAUAGUAAAUGAACAUGUAGCGUUUAACAAUAUGAAAGAGAUAUGUCUGCAUCAAUAAAUUCAAACAAGGGGUCUACAAACAAAUAUAAUAAACAUGAGCACCGUAAUGUUUGUUUCCACAUUCAAAUUUUCAAAAGGUCGAUAUAGUUUUUAUUGUUUGGUUGGCUGGUUUAAAACUGUGGAUGGAUGAACAAUGCAUUGAAAGCUGCACAUACCUUUUCUUUUUCUCUCCUCCUUUACAUCUGUAAAUUUUGCAAUAAAUAUAAUUUUUGCUAUGAAAAUAUCAUAACAAAAGAAAACAAUUAAUGUCCCCCUUGCAUUCCACAUGGGAUUCCUAAACGUCAAAAACCCCAUUUUUCAGAAUUAGGUGAAACAUUAUUUUCAUAUUAACUAGUAGUAAUAUAUAAAAGAACCGUCCAUAUAUAUGUCUGCCACUUAAUUUGUUUAAGUAAACAACUUUGGUCCUUGAUUUCUUUUUUUUAACAAUUCACUUAAACUAUAAAAUAUCAAUGGAGAGCAUUUCAAAAUAAGUAAGAAAAAACACUGUAAAGCAUAAAAUGGCAGCGUUUGUAGUUAAUUAGAAUACAUGAUUAACAAAUGAGUGGGAUUUUGCUUGUCCCAAAGCGAAAUUUAUCUGAAAAUGUGUCGUCUUGAGAGAGUAGUUGAGAUUCUUGCUGUUCUCCAACUAAAAGAUUAAUUUAUAAAAAGAACAAAUUAAAGGGGAGGAAAGAUGGAUCAAAAACGAGAUCCCCUUUUUCGAUAUACGAAUAAUUGUUUUUUUAAUCAGUCUCUUUCUCAUCAUUUAGGAUUCCAAUUCCUUCCUCUUUCCUCCCUCUUUUUCUCUCCACAUUCUCCUUAGAAAGAGAGAGGUUUUGGUUUCUUCUGUGAGUGUUUUUUUCAGAGCUUUCUUCACCAGUGUGGUCUACAAACAAUGGCGUCGUCAGAGAAGUCUACCUCCAAGGGUCAAGCAUGGUUCUGCACGACUGGAUUACCUAGCGACAUUGAAAUCGAAGUUGAUGAUAUGACAUUUCACCUCCAUAAGUUUCCUCUCAUGUCAAAGAGCAGGAAACUUCACAGGUUGAUUACAGAGCAGGAGACGAGAUCAUUUUCCUCUGUAAAUCCCCAAACCUCCACGGCGCUAACUGUAGUAGUAGCAGAGAGCGAUAAAAAGGGAAAAGGCCAUGAAAUCGAGGAUGAAGAAAAAGAAGAAGAAGAAAACGAGCAGGAGACUGAAGAAAAUGGCUUUCCACACAUAAAGCUCGAAGACUUUCCCGGGAGCUCAGAGAGCUUCGAGAUGGUGGCAAAGUUCUGCUACGGCGUCAAGAUCGACCUCUCCGCCUCCUCUGCAGUUCCGCUUCGCUGCGCGGCCGAGCAUCUCGAAAUGACUGAAGAGUAUUCACCAGAUAACCUUAUUUCAAAAACGGAGAGGUUUCUUUCGCAUUCCGUCUACAAGAGCUUGCGAGAAUCCAUCAAGGCUCUUCAAGCUUGCGAGUCAGUCUCACCUUUAGCGGAAUCGCUUGGUGUAACGGAACAGUGCGUAGAGUCCAUCGUCUCCAGAGCUUCCUCAGCCGAUCCUUCACUCUUCGGUUGGCCCGUAAACGACGGCGGCGGGGGCCCUGAUCUGUCGCUUAUUCCCGGUGGCGCGUCGUCGAAGUCUGCAAAGAAACAGAAUAGGGAUAAUACGAAUACGGAGCUAUGGUUUGAAGAUCUGGCGCAGCUGAGCCUUCCCAUCUUCAGAACGGUGAUCCUCUCAAUGAGAUCGGAAGAUCUGAGCUCAGACGUCAUUGAGAGCUGUUUGAUUAGUUACGCCAAAAAGCAUAUUCCAGGAAUCUUGAGAUCUAACCGUAAACCGUCAUCAUCAUCUUCAACCGCAGCUUCGGAGAACGAACAGAGAGAGAUACUCGAGACGAUAACCUCUAAUCUCCCGUUAGAUAAGAGCUCCAUCUCCGCGACCACGAGGUUCCUCUUCGGGCUACUACGAACGGCCAUCAUCCUCAACGCGUCGGAGACUUGCCGCGAUCUACUGGAGAGGAAGAUCGGAUCGCAGCUGGAGCGAGCCUCGCUCGACGAUUUGCUCGUCCCUAGCUAUUCGUACCUCAACGAGACGCUAUACGACGUCGAUUUGGUGGAGAGGAUCCUUAGCCACUUUCUCGACUCCUUGGAGGAACGAUCGAGCACCGCGCUAGUCGAGGCUGACGGACGGUCUCCGUCGCUGAUGCUAGUCGGGAAACUGAUCGACGGAUUCCUCGCGGAGAUCGCGUCGGACGCCAAUCUCAAAUCGGAAAAGUUCUACAACCUAGCGAUCUCGCUCCCGGAUCAAGCUCGGCUCUACGACGAUGGACUCUACAGAGCUGUCGACGUAUAUCUCAAGGCGCAUCCAUGGGUAACGGAAGAAGAGAAGGAGAAGAUAUGCGGCGUGAUGGACUGUCAAAAACUCACGUUAGAAGCGUGCACACACGCCGCGCAGAACGAGCGGCUUCCACUACGAACCGUCGUACAAGUCCUCUUCUUCGAGCAGUUACAGCUCCGCCACGCGAUCGCAGGCACGCUACUCGCGGCUCAAUCGCCGUCUCCGUCUCAGUCAACGGAGCCGAGACCGUCAGCGACAAGGAAUCUAACGAUAGCGGAGGUGGUUAACGGCAACGAAACGAGGGGAGAAGAGGAGGUGGACGCUGGGAAAUGGAAGAAGACGGUGAGAGAGAAUCAGGUGCUUCGAUUGGAUAUGGAUACGAUGAGGACGCGCGUUCACCGGUUAGAGAGAGAGUGCUCAAACAUGAAGAAAGUGAUCGCCAAGAUCGAUAAAGUAGGUUCGCCGGCGACGACGGUUACCGAUCGGCCGAGAAGUUGGUCGAUCACGAAAAAGUUCGGGUGCAAAUUCAAGACGCAGGUCUGCGAUUCGCAAGAGGCAACAGUGGUGGAUCAUAGAUCCCGACGGGUUUGAUCGAUGAAUCUCUAGUACAGAAUCAGGAAAGCAUAUCGUGAUGAUGAUGAUGAUUCUUGGAUUGUUUUUUUUUUAAAUUUAAUCCGUGUAGAUGUCUUGCUAUGUUCUAUACGAAUGUGAAACGUUUUGAGUUUGGUUUUGUAUAACCAAAAUAAACGUAUCUGAAUUAGCAUAUCCACAGUAAACGUAAAGCC